This is a messenger RNA of Cryptococcus amylolentus CBS 6039, 4344 nucleotides long. RefSeq lists its product as hypothetical. Gene Ontology annotation, molecular function: histone binding. The coding region runs from base 1 to 4344 and encodes 1447 amino acids. NCBI's taxonomy places the organism in Eukaryota, Fungi, Basidiomycota, Tremellomycetes, Tremellales, Cryptococcaceae. Gene Ontology annotation, biological process: DNA damage checkpoint signaling; positive regulation of transcription by RNA polymerase II. Gene Ontology annotation, cellular component: nucleus. The record is from RefSeq and is a predicted model, not a curated record. The transcript is spliced from 4 exons.
AUGUCACAGUCUUCUCAAUCUCAAGAGGAAGAGGAGUCGCUACAACAACCUUCCUUCAUUAUCCGCCCAUGUGUGCCGAUAUCGAAACAGCUUUCAAACCACGCGCUUGACACUGUUCUCGAAGUGCCCCCCGGCCUGUCUACAGAGCAGCAGCCUGAUCUGGAAGGACAUGUAGAUCAGGAGAGGGAAUCGUUUGCUGGAUCUAUCAAUGCGAGCACCUUCUCUGAGACCCAAGAAAGCGCUAUAGAUUGGACUCAAAAGCCGAGGCCGUUGGACGAGAGUCUCAAUUCUGCUCCGCCUUUGCCUCCUGUCGCUGAAGAAGGUGCUUUCGAGGAUACACCGGCCUCGACAAAGGCUAUUGAUCCCCAGCAGUCAGAUGAGGCUGGGCCCGCGACUGAUGCCAAUGACGUUUCGAGAAGCGAGCCCGCGAAAGAGGCAGACGGGGCGCAAAACGACACCGCGGGUUGGUCUGCUCUAGACAUCACUGUCCGGCCCCAAUCUUUGGAACCUGCUCCACCUCCCACCGAUAAAACCAUGUCGAUGUCCGCCCCUGCUCUGAUAUCUCACCCUGUCCCUGGCUCGCCUGAGCACGAUCCGGAUCUCAACUUUAACGAGCUCCAAGGAGACGCAACAGACACCGAAGAACCCCCAAACGUCCCCACUCCAGAACCCUCUCAGCCUGUCGCGUCUCCAAGAAGACUGCGCGGGGCAGUCUCUGCCCCGACCAGAAUCACGACGCCGCACCAGACAAUGUCGCCCGUCUCAAAGUAUUCAUCUGUCAAGAGCAGAUCUGGCGGGGGCGUAGGUGGACCUGGAUCCAAGACCAAGGCGGUACAUUCUGCCCCGGGGUCCAGCAAGGGGUCUGGUCUAGUUGACAGGAGUGCAAGAAAUACAAGAGAGCCGACACCGGAAAAGGAUAGUUUUGAGGACGAUUCGUUGCUCAAGAAAGAGAAUCCCCAGAACUAUCUGCGCGCCUUCUUCAGCUCAAACUCAAAGUUCGGCGAGACGGGCGAGGGCAAGAGUAGCACAAGCAAGAGGGUGGAGUUGCUAAACGCAGAGGCUGUCGGGGACGUCAGAGAAGCUGAGGGUGAAGGCAGUGCAGGCAAAGACGAAGACGGGGGUGAUACGAUCGAUUGGGGGCAUAGCUUGAACAGCAAUCGACCUCGGGCGAGUACAGCAGACUACGAGAACGCCCCUGGCUCUCCUACCCCGACUUGGGGUCCGUCAUCAGGUCCUGAUGAGCCCGAGUCUCCUCUACAAGCAGGCCCAAUCAAUGGUCUCAUGUCGCAUACGAAUCAUCCGCCAUCUUCCCCCUCGACUCAAAAGUCAUCAUCCCGACAAUAUACUUAUCAGCGCUCAUCUCCUCCGCAACCGACGAGACGAUUUGGUUUUGCAAAUACACAUUCGUCCCUCAACGAAUCUCAAUCCCAACCCGUCGUCGAAGAUGAACCUCUCUUCUCGUCCCAGGCGGUCUCGCAAGGGAUGGAUUUGAGGGGCGAGGAUGAAGAAUUCAGUCAGAUGUCGGCGGCUUUUCCGGCCACGCAGAUGCAGGCGCCUUCUAUGACGGAGAGCAACAACGAUCCCAGGUCAUCUUCGAAUGCGAAAGCAGAGUCUCUCGAGCCUACUUUCAAGACUGAUGGGAGCGAGUCGUAUGAGCGACCGGAGCUGGAGGCGACCUUGAGGGAUCCUCCUGAUCAGCCAGAAACUCGGGCAGAUGAAGCACCUGCUGUGCCCACUCCGCCCCAGCGUACUGUGACUGUACCUCUGCAUCGAACGCUGCAAUACAACUCGCGCCGAAAUACUCCUUCUGCGUCUCCCCCGGUAACGAGAGAGAGGACGCUCGAGGUACCGAGAAAUCGGCUGCUUCAGCGGCGAAAGAAAGGUGAUGAAUCUGGUACUGUGUCCGCCCACGCGUCCGAAGCUUUCUCGGCACCAAAAACACCCAUUGCCGACCAAGAUCUCGCCGACUCUUCUGCUACGAGGCAGCAGAUUCAACCUGUCAAUGGCCUGCUGCAGGUACCCACGCCACAAGGGAAAGCCAUCGAGCCGUCGCCGAAUCAGGCGUCACAGGUUGCUGCGCUGGCGGAGCCAGAGCAUGAAGCGGAAGUGCCCACUCAGGUCGAGAGCGAUGGUCGUCCUAUGGACGUUGAUGAACCACCUGUGUCGAAUCCCACUAUCGCGACAAAGUAUUCUCACUCGCCGCCCAUCUCCAACGGGGCCGCUCACGAACCUCCGAAAACGCCAGCUCGAUCAUCUUCCCCUGAUCCUUUAGAUCAGCUACACACAGCUUCCAAAUCCAAGUCGAAAGGCAAAGAAGCUGCUGUCGACAUCUCGCCUGAUCCUGGUGCCGGCUCCCAUACCAUCAAUCACGACCAUAGUGCGCAUACCAACGUAUCUUUCCCAACUCAGCGUCCCACACCUAAGACGACUCCUAAAGCGUACAAACGCCGCGAACGUAGGGCCCCAAAGAUAUUUUCACCGUCAGAACCCUCCUUUGAACGCGAUGCCGGAAAGAAAGAUGAAGGGGAUAGCGACAGCAGUUCAGCGCCGGAGGAUACCGAGGACUUUUCAUUCAGGCCGAAUGUGCGAGAGAUGACGGCUGCAGAGACCAGGGCGAGGAGGAGCUUGAGGGGGAUGUCUUCUACUUCAGGGGCUGGCCCGUCAAGGCUGGGACGGGCGUCUCAAGCAGUAGAUUCCGACUCAGUGUCAGAUCCGGAGCAGGGCCGACCUGUGAAAAGGAGAAAAGCGACACCCAAAUCAAGAAGCUCGUCGUCGUUGACUGAUGAGGAAAGCAGCUCGGCGCCGGAAGAUCCUGAGGAUGAAACAUUCCGCGUGGUAGGCAAGAAGAAGUCAAAGGGGAAACAGAGGGAGGUCAAUGUGGCAAGCAAUAGGGGAACAAGAGGCAAAACCCACGCCGGCAGCGAGAAAGAAAAGGUCGUCUCUGAUCUUGCACGGGUCAAGGGUGGCCGGAUGACUCGAGGAGGCAAGUUUUCUGUUGGGUCAUCUACUGUGUCAACCCCUGCAUCUACUCCUGCUCGAGCCGAUUCACGCGUCCUGGCGUACUAUGAUCGGGCAUAUUACCCUGCCCGUAUUGUGGGUUCCACUUCCAAAGGCUACACAGUCAAAUACGACGACGGCGACUACAAGGAUGGUAUACAAGCUACUAGACUUCGACAAUUGGUCCUCCGCAAAGGCGACGCGGUCUUACCGCAUCCAAUGGAUGACACAGGGCUGCUGGAAAGGAUGGAAGUGCUGUGUGACUGGAAUGGUGAUAAAAGAGGUGUCAAGUUGAAGGGGUACGAAAGCGAUAGGGAUGGGGACGGGCAGUUUCUGGGAUUUGUAAAACUGAAGCUCCUACGCAUCCCGGCGCGUUAUGUUGAAGAGCAUUUUGAUGAUAGGCUCUACGUGCCCAGUACACCCAACGUCGACACUCCCAACGGGGUCGUCCGCCACCCCUCUCCUAGAAAGAACAGCAAGCACAGAAUCUUCACCGGGCUCGCCUUCAUGUUUACUACCGGUACCGAAGAAGGUACGGAGAGGCGCAAUGCCAACGAACUCAAGGAGCUUGUGGAGAUGAAUGGUGGGGUAGUGUACAAGUCGUGGGAGCCGCUAUUUGACAAGAUUGUCCGAGAAAAAUUGGUGUCGCCGUAUGUGCCGUUUGUGGUCGCCAGUGCUACGAGACUGGUCAUGACUUCAAAAGUGAUGAUUGCGCUGGCGAAGGGGAUACCGAUAUUAUCUGACAAGUUUUUGGAUGACUCUAUCAGCCAAUCAUCGCUUGCCAGAUGGCAGCCCUAUCUCUUGGCUACCCCUCGAUCAAACCACACUGGCUCAAGUAUGUCACAAGUCGUCGACCGGCAAUGGGGAGCGGCCGAGUGGGAAAAGGAUCACGCCUUCCACGUUGAGAAGCCUUUUGGGGGCCUGAGGAUACUAUAUAUCAUCUCAGACAAGGAUGACAUCGACAAUCUGGCAACGACUUGUCUUCUCUGCCUCGGUACCGCCGAAGUCAAGAGUAUCAAACUCCCUCGGGUAAAAGACGCCGAGAAAGCGCUCGACUUGUUGACAGAUCCUAAAUGGGACUAUAUCGUGCUGGAUGACAGGAGCGUCAAGAUUCCUUCGUACUUGAGCGGAAACGAAAAGAUGACGGGUAUCCUUUGGUUGAAAGAUUGUCUUAUCAUGGGCUCGGCUCUCCCACCUUCGCUUGAUAAGGGUACAGAAGAAGAAGCGAAAGAAGAAGAGUCCAGGCGGAAGAAGAAAGACGAAGGCGGUAACAAGAAGAAGAAGGGCGGUACCGCAGGGAAAAGAGAGGAGAAGGAACCCCCGAAGAAGCGACAAAAGAGAAAGUAA